GUCAAAACCGACCAAUGCGUUAAUAAAUACUCACAACUGCCUCGCCUCUUCCAGAACAUAGCCCAUUUAGCUUUCAAUUUGCGUAUAUUCUACUCUCUCACUCUCCUCUGCUUAUCACAAUGGCUCUUGAGAUUGCUGUCAAGGCUGCCGUUGGUGCCCCUGAUGUUCUUGGCGACUGCCCUUUCUGCCAAAGGGUUCUUCUAACGUUGGAGGAGAAGAAAGUACCUUACAAGUUUCACCUCAUCAGUUUCAGCGACAAACCCAAAUGGUUUACCGAAGUGAAUCCAGAGGGAAAGGUGCCUGUGGUGAAGUUCGAUGACAAAUGGGUGGCUGAUUCUGAUGUGAUUGUUGGGAUUAUUGAGGAAAAAUACCCUGAACCUUCUCUCAAAACUCCUCCUGAAUUUGCUUCUGUGGGAUCAAAGAUAUUUGGUUCAUUCGUGACAUUUGUGAAGAGUAAGGAUCCCAGUGAUGGGUCAGAACAGGCUUUGGUUAAUGAGCUGAAGGCAUUGGAUGAGCAUCUUAAGGCGCAUGGUCCAUAUAUUGCUGGGGAGAAGAUCACUGCCGCAGAUCUAAGCUUGGCACCAAAACUGUUCCAUCUCAAGGUGGCCCUUGGCCAUUUCAAGAAGUGGACUGUUCCUGAAGACUUGACCAGUUACUAUAAGUACACUGAGCUGCUUUUCUCAAAGGAAUCUUUUGUGAAGACCAAAACUGAAGAGAAAUAUGUGAUUGCCGGCUGGGAGUCGAAGGUCAAUCCAUGAAAUAGUUAUAGAUUAUGAGGUCAUGUCAAGUUUAGCUAUGUAAUGGGUGAGACGCAUGCAUGUCAGAUGUGGAUUCUUAAGUUGACUUGGGUUAUUCCAAUGUGAAAUAAAAUAAAUGUAUUAAUCUAAAUCUAUUAUUAGCUUUGGUAUCUGUUAUUACUUGGUUA
Molecule: messenger RNA, 925 nt
Organism: Prunus persica (peach)
Lineage: Eukaryota; Viridiplantae; Streptophyta; Magnoliopsida; Rosales; Rosaceae
Product: glutathione S-transferase DHAR2
Exons: 6
Coding region: 120-758 (212 amino acids)
Biological process (GO): ascorbate glutathione cycle; protein glutathionylation; cellular oxidant detoxification
Molecular function (GO): glutathione dehydrogenase (ascorbate) activity
Source: RefSeq, a predicted model, not a curated record